Telopea speciosissima is the source of this 834-nucleotide messenger RNA. RefSeq names its product transcription factor KUA1-like. The coding region runs from base 91 to 834 and encodes 247 amino acids. The transcript is spliced from 3 exons. Gene Ontology annotation, molecular function: zinc ion binding; DNA binding. NCBI's taxonomy places the organism in Eukaryota, Viridiplantae, Streptophyta, Magnoliopsida, Proteales, Proteaceae. Gene Ontology annotation, biological process: response to gibberellin; response to ethylene; response to auxin. The record is from RefSeq and is a predicted model, not a curated record.
UUCUAUUUUGAGAUAAUCGGGAUCUCAUCUUUCAAUCGGAGAGGUUAUUGAGUCUCGCGUUUUAGAGAAGAGCAGCCAAAAGAGGAAGAGAUGACUAGGAGGUGUUCCAAUUGCAGUAACAAUGGGCACAAUUCAAGAACGUGCCCCAACAGAGGAGUCAAGCUCUUUGGUGUCCGUUUAACAGACGGAUCAAUCAGGAAGAGUUCUAGUGUGGGAAAUCUAAUGCACUACACUGGAUCCAACGGCAAUAACCGUCACAACAAUGGGAACAAUCCUUGUUUGCAGGGCGAGACGCCGGAGCACGGUGCCGCUGCUGAUGGUUACGCUUCUGAGGAUUUAGUCCCUGGUUCUUCUUCCAGACGCGAGCGAAAAAAAGGGGUGCCAUGGACCGAAGAGGAACACAGGAUGUUUCUACUUGGUCUUCAGGAGCUUGGUAAAGGUGAUUGGCGUGGAAUAGCACACUACCAUGUACAAUCAAGAACACCAACUCAAGUGGCAAGCCAUGCUCAGAAAUAUUUUAUCCGGCAGAGGAAUAUGUCCAGGGGAAAUAGAAGAUCCAGCGUGUUUGAUGUCAUAGCUGAUGAAUCAGUCAACACUCUUCCAUCUGCAUCACAGGAACUGUUCCCCAUCAGCAAUUCUCAAGCUGAAAAUCAGAGCAACAACCUGUUGCCAGCUCCUCCAGCUGUGGAGGAAGAAUCCCUUGGCCACUCCAGACCCUCAUCUCUUUCACUAAAAUGGCUUGAAGGAUCUACUAGGCAAUCUGCUUUACAUCCUAAGCUCUCCACUGGUGGGUCCGACAUGGACACAAGCAGCAGUGAUUGGUUGGGCCUGUGA